AUGGCCGCUACUCCAACAAGGCGGGGCAGCCUGAGCUUCAUGCAAUUCAUCGCCGCCAUCCUCCCUUUCAUCCCGCCAACAACAGCCCUCCAACGCUCAAAUAAACAAUUCCGCGACUUCUUCCCAGCAUGGGAGCCCCUACUAAAAGACCAACUCAAAUACAACUGCUCCGCCGAAAUACAAGCAUACCUCAACAUAUCCGGCCCCGCCCUUCGUCCUGGCUACCGUGUCAUAGACUGCAUCCUCAACACCAUGCCCGAGUUCAGAAAAGCAGAGCUAGCUUCUGCUGCUGUCAUUCUUGGUCUCGCACCAUCAGUCCUUCAACUCUUGAGUGCUUCGUAUCUUGACACGGCGAUAUUGGCGUAUCGAAGACCGGGACUGGCGGCGUUGUUGGCGAUGUGUAGCUCUGGGGUGAAGCCGCUCUCGGCGUCGGAUUACGAUGACUUUAUCACCAACAUGGGCGCCGAGUCUUCCACUACCUUUUCUGUACCGCGGUUUGUUGGAGCGAAGGGGAUUGUUUCGUUGGUGGAGUACAUCAUCGCCGUUGCAUCCGUCGCAAACAAUGCAUACCUCACAUACCAACUCUGCCUUCAAGCAGUAUGCACAUUCGCCCCAGCCGAAGACUUCCUCCCCGCCAUCUGGACUGCUGCCGCACUAGCAAUCCAUCUGUUUGGGUACGCCGCCGCACGAUUAAAAAUGACCACCGAGACGAAAAGCGCGUGGGAAGAGAGAGGAAGGCUGUGGUCUGAACUCACACCAACAGCAUGGCAGUCAAAGCUUCACAUCAAAGCUAGCAGACGACAUACGGGCUGGUUCCUCACUCUCGCUUCAGCGCUGUACGUAGGCGAUUGCCUCCAAGCCCUCUUUGGAACGCUUAUCCUAUCGAGUUUGGUGUUUAUUAGUGUGAGGGACUCUGCGAUAAUUGUCAUCAGAUUAAUGGGGAGUGCUCUGUUCGCAAGGCUGAUACUGAUUUAUGAAGUGGCGGGCCUGAAUAUGGAUGGCGAGGGAUAUGCAGCAUCUGAGAGCACCAUCUACUUAGAGUCUCUUGAGCAGAAUGAGCAAAGCUUGGGAGUAUCCAGGGGCUUCUCAUGA
This is a messenger RNA of Fusarium subglutinans, 1092 nucleotides long. RefSeq lists its product as uncharacterized. The transcript has a single exon. The record is from RefSeq and is a predicted model, not a curated record. The coding region runs from base 1 to 1092 and encodes 363 amino acids. Lineage: Eukaryota; Fungi; Ascomycota; Sordariomycetes; Hypocreales; Nectriaceae.